AUGUCUGAACCUCAAGGCGUUAAACGCGCGCGAUCCAAUACUAUCGGCGAUAUCCACAUCAAUACGACAGCACCGCCACCAGAAGAGAUUUCCCAGCGCAUCCAGCAGCUGCAUCCACAGACGGUCACCAACAUUCUAACACAAGCAGCAUAA
Messenger RNA from Penicillium samsonianum, 153 nucleotides. RefSeq lists its product as uncharacterized. The record is from RefSeq and is a predicted model, not a curated record. The transcript has a single exon. Bases 1 to 153 code for a protein of 50 amino acids. Lineage: Eukaryota; Fungi; Ascomycota; Eurotiomycetes; Eurotiales; Aspergillaceae.